Penicillium diatomitis is the source of this 2934-nucleotide messenger RNA. RefSeq names its product RING finger protein. The transcript is spliced from 6 exons. The record is from RefSeq and is a predicted model, not a curated record. Lineage: Eukaryota; Fungi; Ascomycota; Eurotiomycetes; Eurotiales; Aspergillaceae. Bases 1 to 2934 code for a protein of 977 amino acids.
AUGACUGCGGCGGAUCCGCCGUCAGGUCUUCUGGACAUUGCCAGCACCCUCUCGCAAGAUGAGAUUCCUUUCAAGCUGCGAUGCGCCAUCUGCAACAAGUUGGCAGUGAACGCUUUUCGCCUUCCAUGCUGUGACCAGUCGAUCUGUGAGAUUUGUCAAACUUCCCUUCCGGAUACUUGUCCAGUCUGCGCCCAUUAUCCAGUCUCUGCAGACUUAUGCAAACCGAAUAAGGCUCUGCGAACGACCCUGAAAGCUUUCUUGCGCACCGAGGAGAAGAAGCGCGAGAAGGAAAGGCAAUCGGCAGCUCCCGUCACACCUACUACCACAUCCCCUGUUGAGGACAAUGCCACCCAGACACAGCCAACAGUGGAUCAAGGAAAAUCUGAAAAUAUCGUCACUGCGCAAUCUCAUAAUGCCCAGUCGCAAUACCCGGCGCCAGCUGAUGGCUCGGCUGAUCUCGCGAAAGCUUCAGAUCCAGCGGCAGCAGAGUCCCAAACGCCGGAUUUGGAGGCUGCUGUGAACGAGACUGGAAUUGAGGACUUGUCCACAACCACUACUCAGCAGGGGCUCGAUGGCAGCGCAGAUCAUCAAGACGGAGGCGACGAACAAACUCAAGUCGAAGACACGGGACCUCCAGCCGAGAGAGAUGGCGCAAAUGAACCAUCCCAAGAACCCAAUGGCAUACAGCCGGGCGUGACGCCUGGAAACUUCCCCGGCAUGACUGGCUGGAAUGGGAACAACAACUUUACUAGCAUGAACGCAAUGAUGGCCAAUCCAAUGUUCAAUUUCCCCAACAAUAUGGGCAUGCCUAUGACAAUGGACCCAAUGACCGCUAAUCAGGGGAUGUUCGGUGACUAUGGAAUGAACAUGGCUGGCAUGGGUAUGAAUAUGGGCAUGAAUUUCAAUGGACAAGGCAUGUACGGAUCCUUAGGAUGGAAUGGCUCUCAACAAAACAUGUGGCAUGGCGGCCAAGAUAAUUUCAAUCCAAAUGCUUUCGCUAAUGGCACAGGCCCUCCCUUUGGAGGUGCCUUUGGCGGGUCUAAUAUGUCUUACCCUUCCAACUCGGACUUCCAGUCUGGUUACUACGGGCCAGGUUAUGGCCGGGGUGGUGGGUAUCGCGGUCGCGGCCGUGGGCAUUAUGCAGCCGGUCCGGGUCCUGGCCACAGGGCAUAUGGAGCUGCUGGAGAUGAUCACCAAUUUCCCCAAACUGGUAACCCUGGGCUUGCUAAUGGUCAGCCUGGCGCUGGUCAAGACGAUAUUCCAGUUCAGCCAGAUGCUCCUACUGAGAAAACGGAAGACGCUUCCUCCCACACGGAUACGGAUAAGAUGGCCAGUACGGAUUUAGUAUCGACUGCGGAGGUGCAGGCAACUGACGAUGAUGCUGCGAGAGGGGCAGCGGAGUCCAAAGUCGAUUCAGCAGACAACAACGCUGAUCAAAGCCCGCAAUUACAAGGAAUUCCUACAAUUGACAGUUUGGAUCAGCCGUCUGACUCGAUGGAAGUCAAUGGAUAUCCCAUGUUCAACGUUCCUGGAUAUGGUCGAGGCGGGUACAUGCGAGGCGGAUUUCAUGGCCCUCGCGGUGGAGGACACUGGGGUGGCAUGCCCAACAUGUAUCAACAGGGUCCAGUGGAACUACGAAACCCCGGAGUGGAAGGCGCGCCUGCUGCACCACGUGCCAUGCGACAAGGUCUUCCCAACACGAGCAUCUUGCGGCAACGUGGAUUUCACAUGCGUGGCAAAGGUUCCAUGAGCAGUACCACGCCCGCUUCUUCUCAGAGGGCCAACUCUGAAGCUCCUGGAGAACUUACACGAACCCGCUCUCCUUCCAGAGCUCCAUCCCAAGCUCGGCAGAUUGGAAAAGUAUCUCGCUCACCAUCUCAUGAUCGUGCCUCACGGGCUGGUUCCCAUUUUGAAGGUGAUGAGCGACGACCUCGUGCUCAAGACGGAGCUCAAGUACGACCCGAGCCUGUGAAGGAGAUUGAAAGACUCGGUCAUCGCUCACGAUCGCCUUCGAGGAUGUCUUCUCGUCGGUCGUCCCGUCGAAGAGACCGUGACGAGCCCAGAGAUCGAAGAAAUGGUCACCACUCGCAUCGAUCUCGCCGUCACCGGAGCCGUAGCGAUAGUCGCGCUCGCAGUGUAAGUCCCCUGGUUGAUGGAGACCGCCGUCAUCCAGACCGUCUGAAGCCCAUAUCUGAAGGAGUAGAGUCAAAGGCUCACGGCAAAGGGACGGUGGAGAGUGGUGUCCGAGGGGAUCUCGCAAGCCGCAUCGGCAAUGGUCAUCGGUCCAGCCAAGAUGUACCUCAUCGGAGAGACGAGGGCAGAGAACGAGACCGAGACCGUGGCCGCGAGCGGGAGCGUGAGCGUGAUCGAGACAGAGACAGAAAUAAAGACCGAGACCGAAAGGACAGACACCGUGAGAAGAAUCGUGACUCCGAUAGAAGAGAUCGUGCUAGGGAUUCAGAUCGCGAGCCUCGUCAGACUCGUGACCGUGACCGUGAUCGGGAUCGCGACCGUCAACGUGAAAAAGACCACGAUGACCGGGACCGGGAGAGGGACAGAGUGCGUGAUCGUGGUCGUGGUCAUGACCGAGGUUCAGACCGUGACAUGACUCGCAAGCGUCGUCGCGAUCGCUCUGAAUCAGCCGCUAUCAACAACGGCAGCUCUGCCCAACCGCCACAAGCUCGCCGCGUGAAGACCAACGGGGACGCGCGGGAUCGCGAGCAAACGCGGCCUAUGACCGCCAAGUCGGAGUCGGAAAAAGAUCCCUAUACGCUCGAGCGCGAGGCACGUAACCGUGAACGACUCCUUCGUGAACAACAAAAUCGAGGUAAUACUAAAUCAAGUUCCUCGAAGCCUAGUCACCGCCGUGAUAGUCGUCAGGAACGGCUCGUGGGUGGUCGGCGAAUCAAUUACAAGUACGAGGAUGAACUUUGA